AUGGACGCUGAGGCGUCUACCAGUGGCAUCAGCUGUGGCACCUUGCCCGGUCGGGGUCGAGGUCUCUUUCGAACGCCGAAGGUGAAACGCAGCGCCUCCCUAUUUUCCUGUUUUCCUACCAAAAAACCAAUAAGGCAGCUGCGCCAGGAUGAUCUAUUGUCGCGUGUACGCGAAAAUUCUGAUCGACGUUGUUUUACCCUUCCCCCUAUGCCCACGCGUACUUCUACGCUGCUCACCACCACCAACGCAACCGCACGGGAUACUCCGGAUUCCUUCAUCCUACCGGCCCGCUAUCCCACGCUCACGGCUGGCGAACGUUUUCCAUCCCCCACCUCCCGUCCCUAUCACUCCAAACUGUUGGCCUUCUUUCGUGGCCGACAGGCGGAAGCGAACCAAAGCUUUCUGCGAGCGGCUAGGUCAGGCAACAUAGGCAAAAUUACUGAGUACCUCAAUGCAAAUGUGGAUCUAAAUGCUGUCAAUUCGGUGAGUCGCAACACCCUACUUGUUGUUUUUCAGCAGGCGUGCUGA
Messenger RNA from Dibothriocephalus latus, 528 nucleotides. NCBI's taxonomy places the organism in Eukaryota, Metazoa, Platyhelminthes, Cestoda, Diphyllobothriidea, Diphyllobothriidae. The record is from the annotation of a GenBank genome assembly.